CCCUUCACACUAAACCUAUGUUUCCCUUUUUCUCUUUGCAUUCAUGUUAACACGAUAUUAAGAGAUCAGAUGGAGAAUGCUUCUUCCCCAAACCCUACCCCUCCAAAAUCCAAACAAACCUGCAGUUUAAAGCGUUAUCUAAAAGUUUCAAUGGAGGAUAAUACUUGGAGCUUUGCCUUCUCAGCUUCAUCUAGGAGCUAUCAAUCCACUCUUAAAUCCCAUAGUGAGAUUGAAGAAGAUGAUGAAUUGAUAAUGGAAUACCCCUGCCCGUACUGUUCGGAGGAUUUUGAUUUACUUGGAUUGUCCUGCCAUAUCAACGAGGAGCAUCAUCUUGAAGCUGGGUAUGGGGCAUGCCCCGUUUGUGCUCAGAGAGUGGGUAUGAACAUGGUUGACCACAACACAACACAACACAAGAAUAUUUUCAAGAUAUCCUUUGCACCUCCUAUGGAUUCAUCCAUUGCUUUCAUUUUUGUUUUCUGA
Hibiscus syriacus is the source of this 480-nucleotide messenger RNA. Its product is annotated as protein DEHYDRATION-INDUCED 19 homolog 2-like. The record is from RefSeq and is a predicted model, not a curated record. Bases 70 to 480 code for a protein of 136 amino acids. Lineage: Eukaryota; Viridiplantae; Streptophyta; Magnoliopsida; Malvales; Malvaceae. The transcript is spliced from 4 exons.